Rhododendron vialii is the source of this 1663-nucleotide messenger RNA. RefSeq names its product cyclin-A3-1-like. Gene Ontology annotation, molecular function: cyclin-dependent protein serine/threonine kinase regulator activity. Lineage: Eukaryota; Viridiplantae; Streptophyta; Magnoliopsida; Ericales; Ericaceae. Gene Ontology annotation, biological process: mitotic cell cycle phase transition; regulation of cyclin-dependent protein serine/threonine kinase activity. The coding region runs from base 315 to 1496 and encodes 393 amino acids. Gene Ontology annotation, cellular component: cyclin-dependent protein kinase holoenzyme complex; cytoplasm; nucleus. The transcript has 9 exons. The record is from RefSeq and is a predicted model, not a curated record.
UUUAAUCGGACAGAAGAGGAGAAUAAAUGAAGUACGCGUAAAUUAAUGCAGACAUUAUGAUGGUCGGAAAAAAAGACCACCGACAUCGCAUCGCUCGCUAAACUGUUAGCAUUUGGCCAAAGCAAAACCAACAGGCAGCGCGCCAAGCAUCACUUUUGAAACCGUGGAGAUGGCGGCAUUCUCUCUCUCUCUCUCUCUCAAAACGCAGAAUAGUUCAAGAGCACACAGCUUCUCCAUUUAAUCGUCUCCUCCCGUUGGAUUCCCGUCGAACCCUGCAAUCAAUUCGAAGACCCUAAUAAACCCCAGACCCCAAAAUGGGUGACCAAGAAAACAGCAUUCGCAUCACUCACUCCUUGAAGAAACGCCCCUCUGCUUCCGCGGUCGCACCCACCCAGUCUACGCUACAAAAUCCCGGUACGAAGAAGCGAGUCCCGUUGGGUGACCUCACCAACUCGGCCGAUGCCGGGUCGACUCGGAAGUCUGGUCUUGUGGGUACCCAGAAGCCCAAACCUAAUUCCAAGAAGGCGGAGAAGGAGCCGGCUGGGCUGAAGAUUGUUUCGGGCCGCAAUGGUGAGAAAUUAGAGGAUGCGGCUCUUGUGUAUCAGAAUCUUCAGCCCUUGGAGGAGUCGGCUAGCCCGAAGAAUGUUGUGAGCUAUGAUGAUCGGCAGAAAUGCGAGGAUGCACCUCUUAUAUACCAGAAUCUUCGCACCUUGGAGGUAGAGGAAAAGAGGAGACCCUUGCCUGAUUACAUGGCUAAGGUUCAGAAUGAUGCCAAUCAAGCAAUGAGAGAUAUUCUGCUGGAUUGGUUGGUUGAGGUUGCGGAGGAAUACAAACUUGUGUCAGACACCCUUUAUCUGACUGUGUCCUAUAUUGACAGAUUCUUAUCUCAACAUUCUGUAAGCAGGAACAAGCUUCAGCUUGUUGGUGUUUCUUGCAUGCUUGUUGCCGCCAAGUAUGAAGAGAUCAGUCCUCCGCAUGUUGAAGAUUUUUGCUAUAUAACUGAUAAUACUUACACAAAGGAAGAGGUGGUUAACAUGGAGCGAGAUGUGCUCAUCUUUUUGAACCAUGACCUGGGUACUCCUACAAUUAAGACUUUUAUGAGAAUUUUUACCAGGGGUACUCAAGAGAACUGCAAGGUUCUAAAUUUGGAGCUGGAGGAGUUUUUGGGUAGUUACCUAGCGGAGAUAAGUUUGUUAGAUUAUGAGUGCUUGCAGUUCUUGCCAUCAAUUGUUGCUGCUUCAGCCAUCUUUCUGUCUGGGUUCACAAUCAAACCAACGAUUCAUCCGUGGAGCUUGGCACUGCAACAAUACUCAGGUUAUAGACCAUCUGAAUUGAAGGAAUGCGUCUUUGCUAUUCAGGACUUGCAAUUGAGUAGAAGAGGAUUGGCUUUACAAGCAGUUCGAGAUAAAUACAUGCAGCAUAAGUUUAAGGGUGUUGCAGCAUUGUCUUCUCCCUCAGAAAUUCCUGCGAGUUAUUUUGAGGACUGUAAAGCAUAGCCAUUGAGAUUCCAAAUGUCAGCUAUUUGCCUUCACUGUUAACAUCUUGUUAUAAGGUAGGUAGAAGCGAAUCAAGUGAUUGUAGUUCUGGACUUGGGAAUACACUGUAGAACUUGUUGGUCAGUGAUCUACAAGGAGGUUGUGGUUCUUAGUCGACGAUAUAUGUG